Messenger RNA from Neltuma alba, 372 nucleotides. RefSeq lists its product as uncharacterized. The transcript has 2 exons. Bases 1 to 372 code for a protein of 123 amino acids. The record is from RefSeq and is a predicted model, not a curated record. NCBI's taxonomy places the organism in Eukaryota, Viridiplantae, Streptophyta, Magnoliopsida, Fabales, Fabaceae.
AUGGCGUCGUCAUCUUCUUUGACAACAGGGAGAAGUAGAAGGAGGGUGAAUUUGAUAAGGGCACCAAGUCAUGAGGAUAAUUAUGAAGGUCCGACAAGAUACUGCCACCAUAGGUUGGUGGCUCCACGUUGGAUGGCAUGGACAGAAAGCAACCCUGGGCAAAGGUUCUAUGGGUGUCGACACUACUACCAGGAUAGGGGUUGUGGCUACUUCGCUUGGCACGAUGGUCGAAGGUUGUGUAAUGAGGUUGAUGCAAUCCACAGAGAAUUGAGGAAGCUAAAAUGUAGGACUCAUACAAGGGAAAGUGAAGUAAGAAAGGCUAAAAAUAAAUUGAAAAUUGCUGUGGUUGCAUUGAUGAUGACAUGGGUGUAG